AUGAGUUUCGGGCUGCCUUAUAGAUACGUAAACGACAAAGAAAUUCUCAGCCAUAUCGGCAAGCCAGCAGAACUACUGGUUGUGGAUGUAAGGGAUUCUGAUUUCAUCGGCGGUCAUAUCAAAGGUUGCCAGAAUGUACCUUCGAAUAGCUUUUUGGAUAGCGUGCACGAGCUCGUCAAGCAAAAUGAGUCUGUACCUAGAGUCGUCUUCCAUUGCGCGUUAUCGCAGUCUAGGGGACCGAAAGCAGCGAGAAUCUACGCAGAAUCGAGACAGGAUCUGCUACCAAAUGCUAAAGAGCAGGAUGUGAUGGUUCUCAGGGGUGGCUUUACCCAAUUUCAAGCCAAGUACGGUACAGAUAAGGAUUUAGUUGAGAAUUAUAGGAAAGAGUUGUGGGAUUGCUAA
Molecule: messenger RNA, 402 nt
Organism: Wallemia ichthyophaga EXF-994
Lineage: Eukaryota; Fungi; Basidiomycota; Wallemiomycetes; Wallemiales; Wallemiaceae
Product: Dual specificity phosphatase ibp1
Exons: 1
Coding region: 1-402 (133 amino acids)
Cellular component (GO): cytoplasm; nucleus
Molecular function (GO): protein tyrosine phosphatase activity
Source: RefSeq, a predicted model, not a curated record